This is a messenger RNA of Odobenus rosmarus divergens (Pacific walrus), 1866 nucleotides long. RefSeq names its product aminopeptidase-like 1 (gene NPEPL1). The record is from RefSeq and is a predicted model, not a curated record. Gene Ontology annotation, biological process: proteolysis. The transcript has 12 exons. Lineage: Eukaryota; Metazoa; Chordata; Mammalia; Carnivora; Odobenidae. Gene Ontology annotation, molecular function: metalloaminopeptidase activity; manganese ion binding. Bases 93 to 1664 code for a protein of 523 amino acids. Gene Ontology annotation, cellular component: cytoplasm.
CGGGCAGGGCCGGGGCGGCGCCGAGGCCGGGCCGGAGCGGAGCCCGAGCGGAGCGGGGCGGCGGCCGGGCGGGGGGCGCGGGCCGGCGGAAGAUGGCGAACGUGGGGCUGCAGUUCCAGGCGAGCGCCGGGGACGCGGACCCGCAGAGCCGGCCGCUGCUGCUGCUGGGGCAGCUGCACCACCUGCACCGCGUGCCCUGGAGCCACGUCCGCGGGAAGCUGCAGCCCCGGGUCACCGAGGAGCUCUGGCAGGCCGCUCUAAGCACGCUCAACCCAAACCCCACGGACAGCUGCCCCCUGUACCUGAACUAUGCCACCGUGGCCGCCCUGCCCUCCAGGGUGAGCCGGCACAACAGCCCCUCGGCGGCCCACUUCGUCACCCGACUGGUGCGCACCUGCCUGCCGCCGGGAACCCAUCGGUGCAUUCUGAUGGUCUGCGAGCGCUCCGAUGCCUUCGCCUCUGCGUGCGCCCUGGCCCGAGCCUUCCCGCUCUUCACCCACCGCUCCGGGGCUGCCCGGCGUGCAGACAAGAAGACGGUGACGGUGGAGUUUUUCCUGGUGGGACAAGACAACGGGCCAGUGGAGGUGUCCACUCUGCAAUGCUUAGCAAACGCCACAGAAGGCGUGCGGCUGGCUGCCCGCAUCGUGGACGCUCCCUGCAACGAGAUGAACACAGACACCUUCCUCGAGGAGAUUAAGAAAGUUGGAAAAGAUCUGGGGAUCACCCCAACGAUCAUCCGAGAUGAGGAGCUAAAAACGAGAGGCUUUGGAGGAAUCUAUGGUGUUGGCAAGGCUGCCCUCCAUCCCCCGGCGCUGGCCGUCCUCAGCCACACCCCAGAAGGAGCCACACAGACCAUUGCAUGGGUGGGCAAAGGGAUCGUCUAUGACACCGGGGGUCUCAGCAUCAAAGGGAAGACCACCAUGCCUGGGAUGAAGAGGGACUGCGGGGGUGCCGCGGCUGUGCUGGGGGCCUUCAGAGCCGCCAUCAAGCAGGGUUUCAAAGACAACCUCCAUGCUGUGUUCUGCUUGGCUGAAAACUCUGUGGGUCCCAAUGCUACGAGGCCAGACGAUAUCCACCUGCUGUACUCAGGAAAGACUGUGGAAAUCAACAACACUGACGCGGAGGGCAGGCUGGUGCUGGCGGAUGGUGUGUCCUACGCCUGCAAGGACCUGGGUGCGGACAUCAUCCUGGACGUGGCCACACUGACCGGAGCUCAGGGCAUUGCCACGGGCAAGUACCACGCCGCCGUGCUCACCAACAGUGCGGAGUGGGAGGCGGCCUGCGUGAAGGCCGGGAGGAGGUGUGGGGACCUGGUGCACCCCCUGGUCUACUGCCCCGAGCUGCACUUCAGCGAGUUCACCUCGGCCGUGGCCGACAUGAAGAACUCCGUGGCGGACCGGGACAACAGCCCCAGCUCCUGUGCCGGCCUUUUCAUCGCCUCACACAUCGGCUUUGACUGGCCUGGGGUCUGGGUCCAUCUGGACAUCGCCGCCCCGGUGCACGCCGGUGAGCGCGCCACGGGCUUCGGCGUGGCCCUCCUGCUGGCACUCUUCGGCCGGGCCUCCGAGGACCCUCUGCUGAACCUGGUGUCCCCACUUGGCUGCGACGUGGAUGCCCAGGAGGGGGAUGUAGAGAGGGACUCUAAGAGGCGCAGGCUUGUGUGAGGCCUGCCACUCCCCGGCCCCCGGCGACACAAGGCUCUUUACCUCACUUUGCACUGAUUAAUUUUAAGCAAUCUGAAGAUUAUACCUUAAGAUAGCCUUUGGUUUGUUUUUAUUUUUAGUUGUCAUGGUGAUAGAAACAGCUCCUUCUUCUGUCUUAGAAGACAGCUUAGGGUCUGGAGGAUGGCGCGGGGGGGGGGGGGGG